Messenger RNA from Suillus bovinus, 1284 nucleotides. RefSeq lists its product as uncharacterized. The record is from RefSeq and is a predicted model, not a curated record. The transcript is spliced from 4 exons. Lineage: Eukaryota; Fungi; Basidiomycota; Agaricomycetes; Boletales; Suillaceae. Bases 1 to 1284 code for a protein of 427 amino acids.
AUGUCUUUCAAAGAAAGACCUUUCUCUGAUUCCUGCGGUGAAGAUCCCUUCAAUUGCUCACCCAUGCAGGAGACAACGUCUCUGACUCCCCCAAGAUCUUCAACCAUUUUCAGUGUUGAAGCACCAUGGUUGUUCUCCACCUCCUACACAGAUGAGGUUACUACACUUAGAACUGGGAUAAUUCCAUCUGAUGAUCCUUUUCUCCCGAGAAGCCAUCAGAAUUUUCAGGGCGACUCAUUUAUUGAUUAUGGCGCAUUGAGGCACGAUGAUGAUAGCUUGCCUGCGAGUUCCCCUGGGAAUAUGGUGUCAACAACCAUGAUUUCUCAGACUGCUGACAGUGCCUGGUUGACCAGUGCAUCUGCAACUCUACCUCCGGAACUCGAGACAUAUGCUCACAAUUCAUACCAACCAAUUCAUUCACCUCUUUCGCACGUGGUAGCUAGCAGCUCUUUAAUGUGGCCUGUGCAUGGACCAGUCCAUACUCGGACCGUCCAUUCAUUAGACGUCUUGCAUGAAGACCACAGGACUUCAAUGCUGCAAGGAAGUCCUCAGUCCCCGGCGCAAGUACUACCCAACAUCUCAUGGUAUCCUCAAGUAGUGGCUCCAGGCAGCUCCGCGAGCGCUGUGUUUCAUUCUCCUUCCCUCCGAUCGAGGCCGACGUCAUCGGCUCUUGGACAUGAAAGUGCACCUCAAUGUUCAGUUUCUCGGCAUGAUGAAACCGCUACAACAGGUCCAUGGACGACUGGUAGUACGGAGUCAGCUGGCCAUGAACCUACGUCCCAAUCACCGCGUCGGAGACGCAGAGCCUCAUGGUCGAGUUAUGCCGAUCGGCCCACAAAAGCUCUGCGCUGCAACGGGAUUGUCCUUGAUGAAGAAGACGUCAAGGAGGCUAGGAGUAUUAAUGACGGUCUCGUUAUCACUUAUCUCUGUCGCUGGACCCACAACGGGCAGGAAUGCGGUAUGCACAUCAUAGGCGAUCGUAUACGAUUAGCAAGGCAUAUACAGAGGUGGCACAGGGCUUACGCGGAAGACAGUCAAAAGCAGGCCCCUUGCCGCUGGGGUGGCUGUGGGAAGGUAAUGAAGAGAGAGAAUGUCGUUCGACAUGUUAUAGUCACCCAUCUCAAGAUGAAAUGGCGCUGCUCGGUAUGUCGCAUCAGGCUGUCUCGCGAUGAUGCCUCUACAAGGCAUUUCGAACGGGUGAAACCCUGCAGGCAUGGUGUUGCGACGGUUGAAGGAGGGCCAGAAGCGCAGGAGGUGAACGUUUGUCAAGGUUUGGAGUUGUGA